AUGAAUCGACGAAAUACGAUUAUGUUUUUGUACACAACUUUAACGAAUUUAAAUCUAUUUACUGUGCGAGAUUUUAGCAGUAGUAUUGAUCGAAUGGCAGCUAAGCGUCUUGGUCAAUGGACCUCUCGUCUUUAUAUUAUUUUGCUCAUUAUUGGUCUUAGUAUUCCUGGUUUAUAUGCUAUUAUUCAAUCUCAAACUUUGACAAAAACAUAUGUAGCACCAUCUUUUAAAUUAUACGAGAAGCUCCAGCGUGAUCAUGAAAAUGCACUAGAAUGUCCAUGUUCAUCUAUUGCAACAACAUACAAUGAAUUUGUUAAAAUUGAUGCACGAUUUCAUCACAUAUGCUCUAGUCCAUUCGCCUCAAAUCAAUGGUACAUUAAUCUCACAGCUGGUCUUGUUUCUAAUCUCUCUAUCUAUGAUGAAAGAGACUAUCGUCGAUUUUUUUCUGCUCAUUUACAAUUUCUUCAAGGAUUAUGUAAUAUUUCAAUUGAGUCAGUAUCUAAUACAAUCGAUCAAUUUGUUUCUUCAUUAUUAAUUACUACUCACCUUCUAUCAAAGAAGGAUUUUAAUGCACGUGUCAACUCGCAGAUGAACCUCAGUCAGUCGAAUGCUCCUACAACGCUCGGCCAUUUUCUGUUCUUAGUUCGAAAUAUAAAUCAUGGAAAUGCCAUUAUAUCAAAGUAUGGAACAAAUUUCCAGUAUAUUCUUGAUUGUGAAAACCCUUGUUGGACUUAUUUAUUUACUAAAGCUAUAUUCUAUGAUGAUGAAUGUUCUUGUGGAUUGUCUCCAUUGUGUACUACUCAAGCAAGUUUUUUUAAAAGUAAUUCGUCUGAAAAAAUUCCGAUUCAAGGUUUAAAAAUGGGUUGUACACCAAGUGAAUCAUUUCGUGCUUCAACACUCGAAUGUUUUUAUAAUCAAUCAUGUCUUGAUCUCAUUCAAAAAUAUACAAAUUACAAAUCCCGUAUCGAUCCUAUUUCAUCUAACAAGAGUCAAUUUUCUAUUAAUACUACGAUUGCUGAACUUAUUGAUCAUCUAUUUAUCGAAGAAUGGAACACAACUAUAAAUUAUACAACUUAUUUUGAAAAAUGUUCACCCCUAUCUUGUUCUUAUACUUAUAUUCAACGAUUCAAUUUAUUCUAUAUAAUCACUCUUCUCCUUGGUUUUCAAGGUGGUCUGACCAUUGUUCUUAAAUGGACAUGUCCUAAACUAGUUUAUGGUGUAACCAAAAUAUAUAAUUAUCGAAAGAGACAAACAAAUAUUAUUCAACCUUCAUGUUCUUAUGGAAUAUCGACUAUUAACAUAACUACUACAAAUGUUUAUAAUGCCGAUAUGGAUCCUAAGCCAAUAGCAACAAAUAGAACAUUACGUUCACAAUCAAUUUGUCAGUUAACAUUUCCACCAAUAUUAAUCAAUAUAUCUCAUGAGUGUUAUUUGUCAGUUAGACCCCUUGUCGCUGAUUUUAACGGCGACAAUCACUUGGAUCUUGCAUUUGUUUGUCCAGCAUUUGGAUACACGAUUGUACUUCUUGGAAAUGGCAAUGGAUCUUUUAAAACAGAAAAAACAUUUUCGACAGAAAUAUAUAGACAACCAGCGCAUAUUGCUGUUGGUGAUUUUAACAAUGACAAUCGAUCUGAUCUCGCCAUUAUCUAUUCUACAGAAAACAAAGUGUAUAUUUUGCUUGCAAAUGAUAAUGAGAUGUUUAAAGUAAAAACAAUAAUCUCAAUAGAAGGAGACGAUACUGUAACAGAUAUUUUUGUAGCUGAUUUUAAUGGUGACAAAUACUUAGAUAUCGCUAUCGUUAGUUACAGACCGGCUAGUAUUCUUAUUUUUGUUGGGUAUGGUGAUGGAAGUUUCUUAAUGCGUACAACGUUAUCAGUAGUGCCUAGUAGUGCACCAGAGUGCUUUGCUAUUGUUGACUUUAACAAUGAUGGUCAAUUAGACAUCGCUAUCAAAAAUGAGAACUCUAUGACUAUUAGUAUAUAUUUUGGACGUGGUGAUGGAACUUUUGAAGUAUAUAAGUGGUUUUAUAUGGGACCUCUUUUCUCCGAAUGCCGUAUCUUAACCGAUGAUUUCAAUGGUGAUACUCGAUCAGAUCUUCUAUGCUACAACUCGCGAAAGAAUCUUAUUGGUCUAAUGGCUGGAUAUGGUAACGGAACUUUCGAACUACCAAAAUGGUCUACUAUUAACAAUAUUUCUGCUUCGAGUAAUAUUUCAGACAAUAACUUUUACGUUAACACUCUAUAUGAGGUCACUCUCAACAAUAUUUGGAAAAAAAUAUUUAAGGCAAAUUAUUAUAAGGACGAAACUGUAAAUCUUGUUAGUGAUUAUAAUUGUGAUGAUCAUGCAGACAUUAUUAGUUAUGAUCGUUAUAGCGUUAUAUUUGGCUUGCUUGGCCAUGGAAAUAGCAAUUUUGAACGACAAACAAUACUUUCGCCUAUUGGUUAUGAACGUAUAAUAAAUAUCGCUGUCGGUGAUUUUGACAAUGAUUCUUAUCAAGAUAUAAUCGUUACCCUUUAUGAAUCUAGUAUCAUAAAGAUUCUUUUAAACAGAUGUGAAUGUUGCAAACGUAAAAAUCUCUAG
This is a messenger RNA of Adineta steineri, 2580 nucleotides long. The record is from the annotation of a GenBank genome assembly. NCBI's taxonomy places the organism in Eukaryota, Metazoa, Rotifera, Eurotatoria, Adinetida, Adinetidae.